UACAUCAUACAUUUAUUAUCAAGAUUUGUAUAAUCGUAGUAUUAGGUUAGAAUGUUGCAUUGUGUUUGUGUUAAUAUUGCAGAUACUACAAUAAAAAAAUUUCAGUUCGCAUUACGUAAAGAUUUCCAGCAGUGUUUAUACGCCACUAAAAGACAAAAUCACAGUGCUAUUCCCGAAAAUGUUUGUUACGUGUAUAGAUUUGUAAAUAUUCCGAUGCACUGUAUCGUAACGUCAAAACUUUGUCACGUUACUACGAUACUAAACCGAAAACAAUAUUUUUUCAAAUUCUGGCCAACUCUUUUCUCGGUAUCGUCUUACACAACUCACUGCACAAAAACUUCCGUUGUUAUGGCUUUAAAGAAAUUUAAAGGACAGACCGACUAUUAUAACGGCAUAACUGUCGAUUCAAACGAAGAAUCUUGUACACCUGAAGUCUUUGUUAAACGUCUUACAGUUUCUUUACAAGACUGGAUAAAAGAUAAAAAACGCACAAUAUGGUUUCGUGUACAUUUACCAAAUUCCGAAUGGAUACCAAUACUUGUAAAAGAAGGAUUUAAAUUUCAUCACGCACAAAAUGAAUAUGUUAUGCUAUAUCGGUGGUUAGUUUCAGACGAAGAAUGCAAUGUUCCACAUUAUGCUCAUACAAAUUUAGGUGUUGGAGCAUUUGUAUAUAAUGAGAGUACUAAUGAACUUUUAGUUAUUAAAGAAAAAUAUGUAAAUAAAGUAGCAUUCUGGAAAUUGCCAGGAGGUUUUGUAGAACCAGGAGAAAAUUUAGAAGAAGCUGUGAAAAGAGAAGUUUUAGAAGAAACUGGUAUUCAAACUACAUUUAAUUGUUUAAUAAGUUUCAGACAUGCUCAUGACUUUGCUUUUAAUUGUUCUGAUAUAUACGCAGUUUGUUAUUUGUCCCCUGUUAAUUUUGACAUAAAAAAAUGUAACAGAGAAAUUUCUGAAUGUAAAUGGAUGAAGUUCAAUGAUUACGUGGAACAUUCGGAAGUACAUUCAAAUAAUAAAUUGUUAGCAAAAAAAAUGUUGGAAUUUUUAAACCAUAGAAUGGGAAUUACAGUAGAGUAUUUGGUACAUCCAGUUCUGAAAAAACCUGUAUCUGUCUACAGUAUAUCAAAAAUUGAUAACGUACAAUCAUGUUCAGUUACAAAAUAAAUAAAGCACAUA
Molecule: messenger RNA, 1170 nt
Organism: Colletes gigas
Lineage: Eukaryota; Metazoa; Arthropoda; Insecta; Hymenoptera; Colletidae
Product: nudix hydrolase 8
Exons: 4
Coding region: 52-1158 (368 amino acids)
Molecular function (GO): NAD binding; ADP-ribose diphosphatase activity; NADH pyrophosphatase activity
Source: RefSeq, a predicted model, not a curated record